GGGCGGGGAGCAGCGUGGGCGGGGAGCAGCGUGGGCGGGGAGGGCAGGCCAGACAGAGUGGGCGCGGUUGGCGGAGACGGGAGCUUCGAAGUUCAACCCACCCAACGAAGCAAAGCCUCCGCGCUGUUAGCUCUUGUGGAGCCACUUCGCCAAGCGGGUCCCCCAGACCCAGGACGCCACCACAACGGGCAGCGCGUUCUCAAAGUCAUGAAUCCUGUUUAUAGUCCUAGUUCAUCUGGAGUUCCCUAUACGAAUGUCAAAGGAAUUGGUUAUCCAGCUGGUUUCCCCAUGAGCUAUGCAGCAGCAGCUCCUGCCUACUCCUCCAACAUGUACCCUGGAGCAAAUCCUACCAUCCAAACAGGUUGGUGGACAAAUGGUGAUGAUGUAGGUCCGACCAUCUCUGGUUUGGUCCUAAGCAUCCUUCAGCAACACGCAGCUUCUGUCUGCUGGAAUGGUUACACUCCUGGCACACCUUACAAAGUGUCCUGUUCCCCCACCAGUGGGGCAGUACCACCAUAUUCCUCCUCCCCCAACUCAUACCAGACUGCUAUAUACCCUGUGCGAAGUGUCUACCCCCAGCAAAGCCCAUAUGCACAGCAAGGUACAUUCUACACACAGCACCUGUAUGCAGCACCCCCUCACGUCAUCCACCACACCACAGUGGUGCAGCCCAACGGUAUGCCGACGACAGUGUACACUGCUCCCAUCAUUCCUCCGAGAGGCAACGGGGUCACCAUGGGUAUGGUGGCUGGGACCACUAUGGCCAUGUCAGCAGGUACCCUGCUGACUGCCCACUCCCCAACUCCUGUCGCCCCCCAUCCAAUCACUGUGCCCACGUAUCGGGGUCCAGGAAUGCCCACCUACAGCUAUGUGCCCCCUCAGUGGUGAUCACCUGCAAAUGUUUGAGGAUGGAGCUGUACAGUCACAUCCUGGAUAUUCUACAGCUGGUACUGCAGGCCUCAUGCCUCAACCAGGACUUUCUUCUUAAUUCUUUCUACAAUUAGCUAAAUACUACUACUGCCCAUCCUUGCAGAUCUCAGCAUCAUUAAUCUCCAACUAACUAUGGGUUGGUCUUAAAGCAAUUCCUGUUUUAGGGCUGUCUGGCAAUUUUUUUUUUAGCUAACUGUAAUGAUGAAAAGGGAGUAUUAAUGUAUUCUGAAAUUAUAUCUAGUUGAAUGCAUGUUUAAAAAGCAAACACACAAACACAAAAAAAAACACCUUGCUCAGACUACCUGCAGUGACUGAUGCAAAGCCAUUAUAUGCAAAAUCCAAGGGAAUGGAAAGUAUUUUAUAACUUGUAUCACUAAUGCAAUGUUGUAAUGUAUGCAGAGUCUUAAAGAUGUAAGUAUUAAAGUGAAGUUCUUCAUAGAGCAUCUGAAAUCUCUUAAGUGAUUUUUCAACCUUUGGGGUUGAUGUAGGUUGCCAGUUGGAAACAAGAAAUUUUAGUUUUUAUCCAUGUGUUUAUUUCAUACUUAUUGCACUGGGAGAGAAUUGUAGGGACCGAGAGAGUAUAGGGUGGUCCACAGCUACCUGGGGUAGCAAGGUUAAUGGGCAUCACUAUCUUUUCAUUUAGGCUUGUGGGGUCAGUUUGAUACGGACAUUCUUAAAAGAUUAUCAUGAAAGACUAGAGUUGUAUGGCCAGUACAUUUAGGGGCAGAUAGCAGUUUGUCUAUCAGAAAAGCAGUUUUCUCUGGAUUGCUAUGUAAAUUACCAUUACAAAGCUCUUUACAUAUAGAGAUGCUGCUUUCUAUAUCUGUAUUGGAAAAGCCCUAUGUAGAAUUAAGUUAUUUUCCUAGGAUGGACGAUACAUGAAAUAAACAGAAAAAAUCUGGAUGAGGUAUUGUUCUCUUCUUUAUUUAGUUUAGAAAAUCAUUUCUCUUUUUUUCUUUGCUGAGAAAUAUUUGAAUUAGCCAAAAAUAUAUGGAGGCAUUGCUGUUCUUUCCCACACAAAGAAGAGUAAGAUUUUAGCUGUGUGUUCUGAAGAAAGUUGUGUAUUUAAAAACUAUUAAAAAGGGAACAAAACUUUAUUUGAAAUUGAUUACUUGUUGUAGAGAGAUGGGGCUGCCAUAUGUUUAGGCCUAUCCAUUUGAUGGAGACUUAGUCCUCUGAGACCAUCUGGAGUCGGGUAUGGGGAGGUCUAAUUCCAUUAUCUGUGAGCCUCUUUUGCCAUCUCUUCUGGCAACUGACAGCGCUCAGCACAAAGCAGGUAUGGACAACAAAGGGUUAGGCAGCACAAAAUGCAUUUGUCUGCCAGGGAUUAUUACGGAAUGGAUAAUGUGUUUAUAAUAUGAAUAUUGUAUAUAAGAAAUUGAGGAAUUUUUUCUUUUU
Messenger RNA from Pipistrellus kuhlii (Kuhl's pipistrelle), 2328 nucleotides. It is a transcript of the gene FAM168B, whose product is annotated as family with sequence similarity 168 member B. The transcript has 8 exons. Bases 208 to 888 code for a protein of 226 amino acids. The record is from RefSeq and is a predicted model, not a curated record. NCBI's taxonomy places the organism in Eukaryota, Metazoa, Chordata, Mammalia, Chiroptera, Vespertilionidae.